CACGCCUGCGCAGACAUACUUGACAAACACCAGCCCCUUGCAUUUAAAAAAAAAAGUAUUUAUUGUUUCUUAUUCAAUCUCUCCAAGUAUUCUCCUGAUGCUUCGGAGGGUGGGACUCUCCGCAGACCCAUACACGCGACCUUUGGCUGUCGACAAUACUUUGGUUACAGUUUCUAACCACCGGGGUGAAACUUUAGGACACCUUUUCCGGCCGCGCGCGCAGGCGGACGAGCCACGGCGAGUGCACCGCGCAGCCUCCACCUGCUGCGGCUCCUGGGUGCUCCUUGGGCGAUGUGGCAGCAGUUCUGCGAGAAACGUUUUAACCGCAAUCGAUCGCGUGCGGCUUCAUCACUCGGCGGUCAAGAAUCAACGCGAGGAGACCCCGCAGCUGAAACCCCCGUACUUAUAGGUGGAAUAAGAAUCACAACGCGAUUGGAGCUCCGUCCGGACCGAGACUUGAGCGAGACAAAAGCCGAGUUGGGAUGACUUCGGCCGGGGUGAUGUUCGCUUGUCUCCCGGUGUGCUGUUUGCUCCUCGGAACCUUCCGGGCAGCGACUUUGAGCGGACUGCAAUACCCUGUUUUAAGUCGCCGAGAGUUUGGGGCUGUGGCCAACUUCAGUACGUUGCUGCUCGAUCCCGCGUCGGGUCUCCUCUUCCUGGGCGCCAGAGACACCAUCGUGGCGCUGGACACCAACAAGCUGAACGAACCCGUCCGCACGGUGGUGUGGGACGUGCCGCAAGAGAGCAGGAAGACUUGCAUGGCCAAGGGAAAGACUGAGGGUGAGUGCCGUAACUACAUCGUGCUGUUGGAGUUUCACUCCGAUGGGCGCCACAUCUACGCGUGUGGCACGCAUGCCUUUGACCCAAAGUGUGCCUAUCUGGAGAUCUCCUCCCUCACCCUGCGGAAGGAUGCCGAUGGCCAUGUGAUCGUGGAGAUGGGGAGGAAGAAGGUCCCCUUUGACCCCAGGAAGCGACACACAGCCGUCAUGAUAGGCGACGUGUUGUACGCCGCCACCUCCAUCAACUUCCGCGGGACGGAGUUCGAUAUCACCCGGGCCACGGGUCCGGAGCAGAAGCAGGUCCGAAGUGAGCAGAAAGUGCACUGGCUUGACGAACCCGACUUUGUGAGCUCGGCGGCGGUGGCGCUGUCGGCCGACAAUAACGAGACGGGAGAGGACGACAGGAUCUACUUCUUUUUCAACGAGGCGGCCCAGGAGUACAACUUUUAUUCCAAAGUCCGGGUGCCCAGAGUGGCACGCGUGUGCAGGUCUGACGUGGGAGGUCUCCGGACGCUGCAGCAACAUUGGACCACCUUUCUCAAGGCGGAGCUGGUGUGCGAGGACAAAGUCCGACAUCGGCGCUUUGACGUCCUGGUGGACGUUUUCACCUUGCGGCAUUCUCCUGGAGAAGCCGGCACGACGCACUUCUACGGACUCUUCACCACACAGUGGGAACCCGAGCGGUCAGCGGUGUGUGUUUUCAGCGUGUCGGACAUCGUCGCGGCGAUGAACGGCCCGUCUAGAAAAGGCAGCGACAAAAGCGACGCGCUCGCACCGGCGGGCUUGCCGAGGCCUGGCCAGUGUGUGAACAAUGCGCUGAAGGCACACGGCUUUGACUCCUCCCUCAAAAUGCCCGACAACCUGUUGGCAUACGUGAGGAAUCACCCCCUCGUGCAGCAGAGUGUCAACGCGGCGCCCCUGCUGGUCAGAAAGGGGGUGGCGUACACCAAACUGGCCGUCACGCUGAUCGGCCCCAGAGAGGGCCAGAGAGAAGAGGCCUUGCUCCACCUGGGAACAGACUCUGGGGAGCUCCAUCAGGUGGCAGUCUUGGGCGAGAAUACCACUUUACUCCGGGAAAUUCCUUUAUUUGAGGCCACAGAGCCGGUCAACAAUAUUUUGCUGUACCAAGGUUGGGUUGUGGUGGGCGGCCCGCUGUCUCUGGCGCGCAUCCAGGCGCAAGAAUGCGCGCUCUUUUUAAGCUGCGAAUUGUGCACCCGAUUCCGUCAACUGGGCUGCGAGUGGGACGUCGGCAAGGAAGGCUGCGUUCGAUCCGCAGCGGCGCUCGACCAUGGAGUUAAAACGGAAGAAGCCGUGAGGAAAUGUGACAACCAGGAAGCAGAGCGCUGUUCGCCGCCCAUCAAGGAGCUGCGUGUUUCGCUGGGCCUGCGUGUGGUGUUGCCUUGUGCCCAGCUGUCUCCCAGGCCCUGCAGCUGGGAGCACCCUCGCAACAGUCUCACCAAGCAGCGGCACCCUGACUUGGAGGUGACCGUCACCAAAGACGGACUGGGAAGUUACAUCUGUGCGUGCCAGGAAGGACAAAUGCGUGAGCACGCCCCUUGCCGUCGAGCGGCCUAUCAUCUGACGCUGGAGGACCCCGGCACCGCAGGAGCCCUGUCGGGAUGCACUCGUCACGUGGUGGCCUUCUAUGUCCUCGUUUUCUUCGCCGGCUCGCUGUUCGGGGCGAUGCUCUUCCACUUUGCCAGCGGUCGGUGCGAGGGCAUGAGGCGGGACUCGUUGGACUCCGCCCCUCUGCAGCCGGGCUCCCAUUUGACAGAUGAACGCAACGGGAUCGCAGCCGCCGAAGCCGGCCGAGUCCGGAAGCGGGGAAACGGCGGUCGCCUCGGCGACGGUUUGAGCGCCCAGCCGGCUGGCGACAAAGGCAGAAAUGCGAGCGCCUCGUACGCUAACUACAGCAUUUUAUCUGCGGACGUUCCGGACCGACCGACCACCCCCGGGGAGGGUUCUGAGGGGGGGCGGGCGGAGUCGUCGGAUUAGGCUGGGAUGGAUGGGGGCCUGAGUGAAGGGAUCACAGGACUUGAAGAAGAGUUAGCCAGCUUUGCCAUGUUUAAAUCCCCAGCAGCCCUCGCUCCGUGUGAAGAAAGCUCCGUUUGAACUGGCGCCGGGAGCUGCAACGGCCCGCGACUCAAAGCCUUUAUGACGAGACUCCAUCUCCAUCUUGAUGCGUGACGAGUGGAGAAAAGCAGGAUGUCGCUCGUGUGCGAUCCAAGCGUGACGUGGAAAAGUCCUAUUGUCCUUGCCCAUCCAAAGAGAACACAAGUUGUCAUAGUGCGGCGGAUCCCACAGUCACCAAAGUUAAAGUUAAGUUAAGAAGUUAAAGUCCCAAUGAUCAUUGUCACAUACACAUCUGGGUGUGGUGAAAUUUGUCCUCUGCAUUUAACCCAUCCCCAUGUGAUUUUAAUCCAUCCCCUGGGGGAGAGGGGAGCAGUGAGCAGCAGCGAUGCCGCGCUCGGGAAUCAUUUGGUGAUCUCCCGAGUCGUCAAGUGAGCGGGCUCGUCAUGGCUUAGUCCUGUGAUCUGGACGGGGUCCUCCUACCUCGGAUGAGGGCCAGCGUCGGCGCGCGUGGACUAACCGUAUUCCCUUAAUGUGGAUUCCUAAUGUACUGUUCUUAUAAUAAAUCAUAUUUUGGAACACAAA
Molecule: messenger RNA, 3434 nt
Organism: Syngnathus typhle (broad-nosed pipefish)
Lineage: Eukaryota; Metazoa; Chordata; Actinopteri; Syngnathiformes; Syngnathidae
Gene: sema4f
Product: sema domain, immunoglobulin domain (Ig), transmembrane domain (TM) and short cytoplasmic domain, (semaphorin) 4F
Exons: 15
Coding region: 483-2774 (763 amino acids)
Biological process (GO): neural crest cell migration; positive regulation of cell migration; negative regulation of axon extension involved in axon guidance
Molecular function (GO): chemorepellent activity; semaphorin receptor binding
Source: RefSeq, a predicted model, not a curated record